AAAGUAGCUUCUCUUCUUUUAAUCGGAUGCUGUUUUCUUUCUUUCCUUGGUAGAUCAAUCUAAGGUAAAACUUCAAAAGUUUAGUGCAUUGUAGAUAGUCCCCACUUUUUAAAUUUUUCCUUUUAGACUUUAUUAUUGUAUAUAUAGGCAUGAAAUGAAAUUCUUUAGGUCUCUACUUGGAUGUUUCUUAGUCCUUUCCGCAACUGUUUCGAGUCAAAAAGCAGUUAUAAUUAAGCGUCAAUGCUAUGCUAUUGUCUUUAUUUACGUUUUCUUUCUCUAUUUCUUCGGCAACACGUCAAAAAAAAGAAGAAAAACCAUUCUCUUCUACCUUGCAUAUCUUCCAAAGUUGCAGUGUGUUCUUGGAACUUUGUUUUGCUCACCGAUAUAUGUUCUUGGUACCUUUCUUUCUUUCUUUAUCGCUUUCUUGCAAUUCUGCUUUGUCAUCCUGUUUAUUAUUUGAUAGCCAGAUGUUGUUGCAAACUUGCAAGAACUCAUGUUAUUUACUGUUUUAUGAUAUAUUUUGGUGUUUCUGAAAAAAAAUGUUUGCUUGUUUGGAAUUUUUGCCAAUAGUACGCUCCAUUUGUUUAUUAAUUCAAUUUUCUGCGAUCAAUUGCUGGGUUUUUCGUUUGUUUCAGCAACCAAACUUCUGUUUUUUUUUUUUAAAAAAAAAAAUCUUGCUAAGACAUUUUUAAUGUAAUUUGAUUUUUUUAUCAUAAUAAAAUUAUAAUUCUGUUGCUUAAAUAUUUUUAUGAUGAUGAUGAAAAAGAGGAAUAUUAGAAGAAAUGAAACACAUUUUAUAGUUAGAUUUUAUUCCAUUAUGAAACCCAUUUUUAUAUGUUUAUAUUUUCAAAUUUCAUUUAUUGUAAAAUUACAUUCAAUGUUCUUAUAUACAAAAUUGGUUUUUUUUUGGUGUACAAAAAUCAUUUUUUUAAAAGUGUAAAAAAAUGGGUUUUUAACCUUUUAUUUUAUUUUUGGGUAUCCCCAUGAUGUUAUUGAUGGACAAACAUAAUUUGGGUACCUUACCCUGCAGCUUUUUGCUGACUUCGAAAUAGAAUCUCUGAAAGCACUAACUCUUUUCUAGUUUGUCUUAGACUGCCAUGUUAUUUCUUGGGGAACAAGAGACCUUGGGAAUGGGGUUGCAUUUGACAUACUAAAUAAACAAUCCAUUUUUCAGGGUAGUAAACGAAGUUUCUUCUAAUUUCAGUUUUUUUAUGACCAGAAUUGAAGAAUAAUGUAGUAAUAUUGGUCAUUCUCAUUUCCGCCUAUUUCUUCAAGCACACCAUGCAUACACUUGAAGGUCACUUGCAAAGUGAUUCCUAUCCAUAGCUGCAAGCUGCAUCAUUUUGUGAAGAUUAAUAGUUUAUUAACAAUAUGUACAUUUUAAUGCAAUCCUUAACUGUUAGUAUUAAGUUAUAUUUGUUUUUACUAGCUUGUUUUAUAUAUAAUUCCAUUACGUCAUUUGUAUCCUUUGGUGUUUAUAUUUGCAGAGUUCAUUUGUACAGUAGAGGAUUCUAUAACCCUUGGGAGCUAAGUAUAUUAAGAUUGUUUUCAUCUAUACAGCGAUUAUAGUGUUACAGUGUUACUUGUGUCAUUAAUUUACUUGAGUACAAAAGAUACAUAGGAUGGAACCCCUAAGAGAGCAGAGAAAAAAAGUAGUUGCUGACAUACCAAACGAAGGUAUAGAAACUGCUAUGAAUACUGAGUCAGCUGAAUUAGAUGAAGCAAACAGUGACAAACAAGUUUCUUGUAGUGAAGAAAUGAGAAAAUUAUCUGUUUUUACCAUAGAUGAAGAGGAUAGGGAAAAGGCUCUGCGAAUUUCUUCAGUUGGACGACCAAUCGUUUGUUUGAAGAAAAAGCUUAUUGUUCUUGAUGUAAAUGGGCUGCUUGUGGACAUAGUUUCUUCCCCUCCAAAGUAUCGCAAACCUGAUGCAACCAUAAGAAGGCGAGCAAUAUUCAAGAGGCCUUUUUAUCUUGAGUUCCUGAACUUCUGCUUAGAGAAAUUUGAAGUGGGUGUUUGGUCUUCGAGAACCAAGAAAAAUAUCGAUAGUAUCAUUGAUUAUUUGAUGGGAAACAUGAAACAAAGAUUGCUAUUUUGUUGGGAUCUUUCACAUUGUACCGAAACAAGUUUCAAAACUCUUGAAAACAAGUACAAGCCAGUUGUUUUCAAGGAUUUGAGGAAAAUUUGGGAUAAGCAUGAUUCUAAUCUUCCAUGGGAAAAGGGAUACUACAAUGAAUCAAAUACAUUGCUGUUGGAUGAUUCUCCAUACAAGGCAUUACUUAAUCCUCCAUGCAACUCGGUGUUUCCACACACAUUCAAAUUUCAGAGCCAGAGCGACAAAUCACUAGGUGCUGGAGGUGAUCUGCGACAAUAUUUGGAUGGAUUGGCAAAUGCUGAAAAUAUGGUGAAGUAUGUUGAACAGCACCCAUUCGGUCAAGAAGGUAUCAAUGAAAAAAGUCAAUGUUGGAACUUCUACCUCAAAGUUCUCGAUAGUCUUUCUACCUGUUAACCUGAAAAGUGGAAAUAGUGUGUCUCUCGACAUGGAUAACAAUGUUUACUGCUAGCUAAACGAGAUAGUGUUUUUCCAAAGAGAUAGAGACAUAAAAGGCGUUUCCUUUUGUUUUUCUCAUCAAUAAUACAUCAAUUUUAUUUUUGUUUUUUGCAUUUUUGAACCUUCUUUGAGUAUAUUGCAAAACUAUUAUAACAGCAAGCUGGCUAUUGGAAGGAAUAUAAGAGGGUGAGACCUCAAAAUUGAAGUAUUGUUUAUCAUUGAA
This is a messenger RNA of Cajanus cajan (pigeon pea), 2772 nucleotides long. RefSeq names its product putative FCP1 homology domain-containing protein C1271.03c. Lineage: Eukaryota; Viridiplantae; Streptophyta; Magnoliopsida; Fabales; Fabaceae. The record is from RefSeq and is a predicted model, not a curated record.